This is a messenger RNA of Dicentrarchus labrax (European seabass), 3112 nucleotides long. RefSeq names its product prostaglandin E receptor 4 (subtype EP4) a (gene ptger4a). Gene Ontology annotation, molecular function: prostaglandin E receptor activity. The record is from RefSeq and is a predicted model, not a curated record. Gene Ontology annotation, biological process: negative regulation of inflammatory response; inflammatory response; positive regulation of cytosolic calcium ion concentration. The transcript is spliced from 2 exons. Bases 339 to 1691 code for a protein of 450 amino acids. Lineage: Eukaryota; Metazoa; Chordata; Actinopteri; Moronidae. Gene Ontology annotation, cellular component: plasma membrane.
AGAGCCUUAUUUCAAUGAAGUCACUGGUAUCUGUUGGUUGCCUUUAUCUCUCCGUCCUGGUGAGUGAAAUCUGCUUCUGUCUUACAAAGGUAGCUGAGGAUCUGACAAUAAAAUACCACUGAACCUUCGGUAAACACAGCAGCAGCCACAUGCUCUGCGGGGAUGGACGUUCUUUGUAAGAAGUUGGUUUUAAGAUAAGGUGCAAACGUUAUUUGUUCUUUGUUUUUUGACUAUGUUGCGCGGGCUUAUAAGUGCACAUAAGUUUCCUGCUCUGGACUGGAAAUACUGGCGUUAGGAAAAGUUGUUUCACUCGUCUUGAACUGCGCUCGAAGGACAUAAUGAAUAAUCAAUCGAUGACAGGGAGGACCAUGGUCCCGACCAUUCCGUCUAUUAUGUUCAUUUUCGGGGUGGUUGGGAAUGUCAUCGCCAUCGUGGUUCUUUGUAAAUCUCGCAAAGAACAGAAAGAGACCACCUUUUACACUCUGGUGUGUGGACUGGCAAUCACGGACCUGCUGGGCACGCUGCUAGCCAGUCCGGUCACCAUCGCCACAUAUGUGAAAGGAUCCUGGCCCGGAGAGGACCCGCUGUGCCAGUACUUUGGAUUCACUCUGCUUUUCUUCUCUCUGGCGGGACUCAGUAUCAUCUGUGCCAUGUCGGUGGAGAGGUACAUCGCUAUAAACCAUGCCUACUUCUACAAUGACUAUGUGGACCAAAAACUGGCGGGUUUGACUCUCUUAGCGAUCUACAUCUCCAACGCGCUUUUCUGCGCUCUGCCGAUUAUCGGCUUUGGACAGGUGAAGAAACAAUACCCGCAAACUUGGUGUUUUUUAGAGUGGAGGAGCAACAAGACCAGCGAUGCCGCCUACUCCUAUAUGUAUGCAGGGUUCAGCUCUCUCCUUAUCCUCGCCACUGUUAUAUGUAACGUGUUGGUGUGCGCGGCUUUGAUUCGGAUGCACCGGCGUUUCGUACGCAGGAUGUCUCUGGGAACCGAUCUGGGGCGCAACGUGGACCCGCGGAGGAGAGGACGCAGCUUUGGGCGUCUGGCCGGUGCAGAGAUUCAGAUGGUCAUUCUGCUCAUAGGCACAUCGGCAGUGGUGCUUAUCUGCUCCAUACCACUUGUUGCUCAGGUGUUUUUGAACCAGCUUUAUAAGACUCCAGUGGAACUACGGUUGGACAAAAACCCUGAUCUACGAGCGAUACGCUUCGCCUCCUUCAACCCCAUUCUUGACCCCUGGAUCUACAUCCUGCUCCGCAAGGCUGUUCUCCUCAAGCUCAUCGAGAAAAUCAAGUGCUUAUUUUGCAAGAUAGGAGCACGGAGACAGCAGAGACAGGGAAACUUCAACUGUAUAGAUGCUCAACAACUCUCCUCAGUCACCUCUAAGCGAGACUCAAAUUCUAUGGUUUCCCAUGACCUGCGAGACAUCACCAUCAGCUCCCAGACCUUCCUCUACCUGCCAGAGGGGAGUGAGGUGUACACUGGAAGCUGUUAUAAAGCAGACAGACUCUCUGGUUCACAACCUUCAUCGGUCAGAAACUCGCAAGCUUCUUAUUCAUCUGAGCAGGGAAGCGUUGAGGCUCAGAGUAGACAAGGAAUAAAUGCAAUCAGGAACCCUACAGCCCUGCCAUGCCCAAAAGACCCAGCACUUCAGGUGUCAUUAAACACUGAGACAGUGGAGGAGAAAUGCAUCUGAGUUAACUCUAAAUUAGGAGACAGUUCUCAGAUCGCUCUGAGGUAGAUUGUCUACUGACGUGACUUCUCCAAAAGUGAACUUGGGGGGAGGCACAUGAAAAUAAUAAAUGUCAAGUCGGGCACAUGAAGCAAGAAAGAAAAAGAAACUUGAAGUGCUGUGAGCUCUAUCGUCCUGUGGUCUCUGUUUCAGCACCCAGCUACCUCAAGUCAUGACUGUCUCUGACUGUUUGAGCAGAUUCUAUCAUUUUGCGUGGAACAGAUGUUGUUCAAACAGAGAUGACCCACUUCUUCAUGACUCAAGUGUCAGUGAUGGAAAAGAUACCCUUGCUAAUUUCAGCUACUUUGUUCAAUCGUUGUGGAAAUCUUUACUGUUAACUAGAUGAAGCCAGUAGUUUAGAAUAAUUGAGUCACAAACUUGUGGUCAAUAUGGUAAAUGAAAACAGUAUUGAAUGUGAUCCGUAUGAGUAAUCACUGGCAUGUGUGCUGCCAUUGUAAGGAUUGAUUUGUUUAACAAACUCUAUUGUGCAGUGCUUUUUGAAGGACAUAUUGUGUUAGUUCCAUGACUAAUACAGUGCAGUAUUAUUAUGUGGUGAACACCAAAGUUUUUAUUCCUCAGCCCUGGAAUACACACAAAUAUGUCAUCUCAAAUAAUUGUUUUCCAUUUUACAAUGAGGGUACAAAUAUUCCUGUGCCAUAGUUAUUAAUACCAAACUAUUUAAAAUCUGACUGGGAAUGUUGAAUGUUUUUUCCGCAGCUCCAGAAAGUGUGGUGUAAAGCAGUGGACAGAUGUUGCUUAAUAUGGAGUUUUAGGAUGAAGAUAUUUAAACACACCUGUCAGCUUGAGAUCAAUGUUGUGUAAAAUAUUGUUUGUAAUAAAAUUAUUCUUCUCUAAGAGAAGGUUCUAGUUAAUAAAUCAACUCUUAAGGGACUAUCCACCCAAAAUAAGUAUUUGUGCUCAUUUAUUAAAUAUAUAACACAUUUAAUUUGAUCAAUACUCAUGCUCAUGAAUUGCUAGUUUGGCAUUUUUGCUUGAAAGCGACAAUUAAUUGCCGGGAGUCGACUAAUUGUUUUGGCUCUAGUAUCAAUUAGACAAAAAAAAUCUAAAGUAACAUAAUUCUUAAUCCCUAAAAUGAAAUGUUCAAAAAGUUUAUUUUGUCAAACAAGGAAUGAUGAUUCAUGUUAUCCUCAAGUCAGUUUUUGGUUCCUUUUCUGUGCCACAUUUUUUCCAGUGGCAGAAUUCCCCUUUUAAUGCCUUAUAAUGUUAAAUUGACACCUUCAGCUGCUGUCUUUAUCAAACUACAUAAUAGACUGAACUUUUGAACUCCUUUCCACUCAAAUGAGCUUUAUGUCUUAAUUUCAGCAGCUUGAAAGCAGUCUACCUCCUUUUCCCUGUUAUUAAAUCGGCUCCAGCUUGUUGCUUAA